Molecule: messenger RNA, 4903 nt
Organism: Zootermopsis nevadensis
Lineage: Eukaryota; Metazoa; Arthropoda; Insecta; Blattodea; Termopsidae
Gene: CycE
Product: cyclin E
Source: RefSeq, a predicted model, not a curated record
AUACCCUCUCCCUUCUCUUACCUCUCGCCAAACAAACAUCAAACGUUGUGUCUGUAGUCGAAGUGGAGUGGGCAGAUGGUGCAUAAGACUGUUACGGAAAGAAUUUGAGCCUGUGGUACAGCUAAUGUUAAUUGUUUAAUAUAUGAAAGACUGUUGAAUUUGCUGUAUGAUUCGUAUGAAGUUUCCUAAUUACGGGAAUGGGUGCAUCCUAGCCAUGAACGUCUUGUAUCUAUGAAAGUAUAGUGGUCUGUAUGGGCAACUGUACUAAAGGAGCCUAACGCUGGGUGCAACGAAGGAGUUCACCAUCAGACUCUUCAACUUUGAAGCCCCAGCACGUCACCAUGCGUCGAGAAAGUGGUCACCAGCCAACUCGUCCAACACUGUUGAAGCGGAAGCGGGUACAUUCAGAAGUUGAGGACACAGAGAACAACCCUCCCAUACAGGAUGCAGGCACUCAGCAAGUUGCAGACCAGAACUGGAUAAUGGCAAAUGAGGUAGCACAGGAAACUGACACUUGUUCAUCUGGCCCUCUGAGUGACUGUAUGUCAAGCAGUGAACAUGAAUCAGAUACAGAUCAUCUUCCAGAACACAGAACACCGACUUCUUGGAGCCAGUUUCGAGAAAUGACGUGUCCUCUUACUCCUUUUUCUGAUCGUGUGUCUCCACUUCCUGUGCUGAAAUGGGCCAAUCCUCAAGAGGUUUGGGAGCUCAUGUGUCACAAAGACGAGAUUUCCGCACAAGAACGUGAUGAGGACUUGUUUUCCAAACAUCCUGGUCUCCAGCCACGCAUGAGGGCUAUUCUCCUAGAUUGGCUUAUAGAAGUGUGUGAGGUGUACAAGAUGCAUAGAGAAACAUACCACUUGACGAUGGACUUCAUCGAUCGGUAUUUGUCUCAUAAGAGAGAUGUACCAAAACAGCAUCUUCAGCUCAUAGGAAUAACUUGUCUCUUCAUAGCUGCCAAAGUUGAAGAAAUAUAUCCUCCCAAAAUAGCAGAAUUUGCUUUCGUAACUGAUGGUGCCUGUUCAGAGAAUGAAAUCCUUGACAUGGAACUAAUCAUACUAAAGACAUUAAAUUGGAACCUGUCGCCUGUGACAGUGAACGGCUGGCUCAGUAUGUACAUGCAGCUGUGUUGCGACAGUCGGAAAAGGGCGCGGCAAGCCGAACGUCUCGGCCGACCCGACCCUAGCUUUGUAUUCCCUCAGUAUUCUGGAUUGGCAUUUGUUCAGACUGCUCAACUGGUUGACCUCUGUAUGCUGGAUGAAGGCAGCUUGAAGUUUCCUUAUAGUGUGUUGGCAGCCACUGCCCUGUAUCACAUGUUCAGUAGGGAACUCGCUCUCUUUGUAUCAGGUUUACAAUGGGGGGACAUAGUAACUUGUGUCCAGUGGAUGGCUGCAUUUGUACACGUUGUUCGAGAGGAAGGUCAAACUCAAGUGACAGCUGCUGUUAGGCAAGGCACAGCUACCAGUGAUGCCAAUAACAGUUCUGGAUUGCUAAAAUCUAUGCCUCAUGUUGUUGUGGACGACUCUCAUAACAUACAAACUCAUGUAGUAGACCUCCAAAUGCUGGAUAAGGCAAAAGCACAUGUGAAUCAGAUGUCUAUAGAAGAAAGUCCAUCAGCAGUGGCACCAUCAGCAGGGCUCCUCACCCCACCACCUUCCAGUAGGAAGAGCAUAUCAGAUCACAAGAUUACAUUAGCGGGAAGUCUUACAUAGGCAGAUGUAUUCUGUGAUAGGUUAAAGUGUCAUAAGUACAAUGAGGGGCACAUUGGUACCGAAAAUGCAAGGUGUUGGGAUUUAGGACAUAUCAUUUUGCACGUAUUAUCAUCCCUAGCUCUAACAGUGUAGUGUAGCUAUUAACAUCAUAGCUGAUGUGUAAAUGUAGGUUGUACAGGUUGGAACACAUGUUUUAUGUGUGUGCGUUCCCAUCCGACUUUAGGGACUUUUGUUUAUCCCUUGAAGAAAGCAAACUUUUGAAGUAUAUGACAUACUAAAGUUCAAUGAUUGGAAUGAAGAUGAAUGUGCCAAUUUUAUAACAUUGCAAAUACAGCCCCUGAUUGUCAAAACCAAUGAAUGUUAUUAAAAAAUGAGAGGAAAACAUUUAAUAAUGUAGGUGUAAGAAACCAAAACAUUUAUUUUACAACUUAAAAGUUUACAUUGUUGUCAUUCGUUUUUUUAAUGUAAUUUUGUAUGUAAGGGUUUUUAUAUUUUAAGCGUAUUGUAUUGCCAUGAAGUUGCGUGGAUUACGAUUCACAUAACUGUGCCUAUACCACAUAUGAGUAUAACAGUGGCGAACAGUGCCAAGGAAGCGCUUUUUAAUUCUAGUCUCCUAACCACAACCAUAACUUUUGCAAGCUUAAAUUGAUGGAUAAAUAACAUUUUGAUAACUGCAAAGGAUUUGAAAGAUAUUUUUCCUGUUAAUUUUGGCUUGGCAGAGAGCAAAACUUGUGGGCAGGUCUUUACCAUAAUACACUCUCCAUAAUACAUAAUACGUUGUCCAAUAAUUCUAGACAUUUCUACAGAUACAGCUUGCUAUAGAGAUGUCAUUUCCACUAAUAAACGUGGUGGUAGUAUAAUUAAUUUCUGGUAGAAAAGUUUGAAUGGUGAUUUGUUAGAAAUUCAGUAUGUGGAAUGCAUAUUGAAGGUUUUCAUUCAGUUUUAGAUGAAAAUGGAAGACUGAAGGGCAUGCUCCAUGUUUUAGAGACUCUAAGAUACAGUGAAUAAAAUAGAAUAAUCUUAACAAUCUCCAGUGCUCUGAUAAUCACUGACACAUAAAAAUUUGCUUGGUAAAUACAUGUGCCUUUAUAAGCAUAUUUCAUAUUCAAAAAUAUUAUCCUGAUUUCAAUCUAUUGAUUAUUUAUUUGGUGUGAUACUUUUGAUCAUAUCUAAUUGUCUUAUGGCAUUUAAAAUUUGAUUUAUUGAAGGUUUGUUAAAAACAAAGUGACAACAGUAUAUUUCACUUCUGGAGAAAUCUUUUAUUGUUUUUAUUUGUCAUCCUUAUUACUGUAUUGGAGGGGGGGGGGGUGAAAAAAACUGGUCACUUCAGUGACUAAUGAAAUGAGUACAAGAAAAAAAUUAACUAUUUCAAAAUGGCUCUAUGGUAAACCUCAUGUCCCUUGGGAUAUUUGUGCAAUACAUGUAUUACCUGUUUUUGUGGUGGGGUGUUUUAAAUAUUUUGAUAUUUCUGAAGUCAUAAUAGAAAUUUUGAGACACCUGUAGUCUGAUGUGUAACUCCUUACACGGUACUGAAACCCAAGUGUGAUGAAUUUUAUGUGAACAGAGGGCAGACUGGAGGAAGCAGUGAAUGGUUCAAGAAACAAAGGUACAUUUAACAUAAUAUAUUGCAAGUUCCUUUGUCCCUGUUCAUAAGGGGAAAACAUUGGUAAUUGCUGUAAUAGAAUGCCAUCUUAACACUUCUGAUAGAGUUAAAAAUGCUUUAGUUCCGUAUAAUGUUUACACAGUUUUAAACUUUUGAUUUAUUAUGAAUUUUUAGUUUUAAAAUUACUAAUGAUGUAACGGUUCUUAACAUAGAUAUGUCCCAAAAGAUGUAUACACCUUAUAAUACAAAAUAUUAACCCUGUCAUUGAUGUGUGUGUUAUGUUUAUGAAGGGCACCUAGUGUGGUCAACAGAUGGCACCACAAUCUUUCCCCCACAAUUCAUAUAUGCAAAAUGGGUCGGGGGAUCAAUCAAGUAUUGAGCAAUGCAAAUUCAUUGAAUGUAUAUAUACAUCUUUUUGGGGCAUUCUGUGUUUCCAAAUAAAUUCUGGACCAUUAAUGUGAGAUAUCUCCUGGGCAAUAAGUGCAGUCAUGCUGAAAUUCUUUAUUUGUAUCCUCUGAAGAAAAUCCAUAACACAUGGAACCUUCACUUUCUUUUUGUUCUCAUAUACAUUGGUGCAUAGAAUUUCAGUAUGUUUAAAACUUGUAAGUUCUUCAAAGCUAAACAGAGUGCCCAUUGCAUAAUAAUCUUUGUAUGUCCCAAGGAGAUUAGUCACUAGUGAAAACAUAUAUCCUUGCCUUGUGUUGUAAAUAUAGCAGUGCUGAAUUGCAUUUAAAGAAAGCAGACUCGUGAAGAUUGUUUAUAUGCAAGUAUUGUGUUUGGUUCAUUUUACUUAUGCAUAUUGAUUUGUGGACCAAGUAUAGACCACUGCCGCAUGAGAGAGUGACUAUUAUUGUAUUUAUGGUUUUUAUACUUUUUUACUGUACCAGGCAAUAUGCCAGUAUAGCAUUUGUUUGGAGGUUAAAUAAUAUUUCUUUUUAAAAUUAAAUUUAUCUGUGGUAGAGCAAAUAUAAUGAGUUUACUUCAAGUUAUAUUUUUUUGCCUUUAUUGGGAUGUCAUAUUAUGAUAAAGUUUUCAUUUUACAUAUUUUGUGGAAAGCCUUUGUUAAAAGUUCUACACUUGUUACAUUAUUGUUGGUUAUUGAACUGCCUUAAAUUUGUUGCUAAGAUAGGUUGAGGGAAAUUUUGAAGUUGCAGGCAUUAACUCUUUGCCUGCUGCAUUUAACUAGUGUAUGAUGCAGUCAGCUGAAUGUGUCAUGGUAAGAUUCCCUUUUACUCAAUGUAAAUUUCCUGAGAUAUUUAAGAGAAGAUUGGGAAUUGCAAAAUGGUACAUGUUUGGAACUGGAAGAGGUUAAGUAUAGCUUGAAGUUCAUUUUUUAGUUUUGCUAUUAUUUGCCACCUUUAUUUUUAAUGAUGUAAAUAUAAAUAUUACAAGAAUAUGUUGGUAUCCCAUCUCAUCUCAACUUGAAAUAAGGACAUCAGUGCAGAAGGCUGUAUUAUAGUGUAAACAGACCAGUAAUAUAACAUUUGACAUGAAAAUUUCAAUGAAAUUCCUCACGUAUACAUUCCAUUUGUUUCAUAAUUGUCUUUGGUUUAAUUUGUUUUCAGAUUAUAUGUGGAUUGUUGUAAAA